AUGAAGAUAUCGGGUCCACAGUGCGCGUUCCGUACCACGGCCCGCUGCAGCAUCGUGACCGUCUACAACUUGGAGCAGGGGCUGGUGGGAGUGGGUCGGGACGUGCCGGACCGGGACGCUGUGUAUACCCUUGGGCGCGAGUCUGCGCAACUCUUCAGACAUCAAACGCUACCGAUGGGUUACACCAGCAUCCUCGCAUUCGAUCCGGACUCGAAAUCAUAUCAUUGGUGUGCACUGGGCGGGACUGGUUCCUCCACGGAAGUUUAUGACGUGAACAGCCGGCCCACUUCCGGCCGAUGUCGGCCCUUCACCGCCGGACCAGACAGAUCGUCCAUCUCUUUAGAGCAGCCGGUCAGUCCUUUCCAGUAUCAGAAGUUACUCGCUCUUGGUUUCCGGUCCAGUACCCUCUUGCUGGACCCGGACUGCGUGUAUGACGCCACCAGCCACCGCGCUUGUAGUACGCAUGCGCCGCGAUCCCGGAAGGAAAGCCCGCAGAAACCGGACGCAACAAGCGGGACCGCGGCGCGGAGCGCUGAUGAUCCACAAAUUGACGCGGCAACGCCAGAUGAUCUAGCUUGCCCGGAGGCCGAUGUUAUGCGCAGUGACAACAUCGACCGGAUCGCCCCAAGUCUGCACAUGCGCAGUGACACACCACCCAGUCGUCCGAAUGCCGCAGUUUUCAGUUUCCGGAACAACGAAAACGUGUCUCACUCGGAGGUGCAGCACCUUAUACAGACUCAACGUUCCGGUGCAACGUAUCCAGUUGAAUCCCCUCGAUAUCCGGUCAUCGCGACCAGGUGUCAAAUCCUGCUGGGUCGUCGAAUUUUGUACUACAGCGGAUGUGGAAAAAUCUAUACAGUUGGGACUUAAGUGGGCACUGACCUGUUGGUGUUUUAUCCGCACGAUGACGUCAUUAGACGCGAAACCGCGACCUAUAGAAACUACAUGGAGGUUGUUAACGCCCACGCAGUGAUCGCGGCGUCUGCUGAUAACGCAGUGCGCGGGAAACUUCAACACGAAGUUUCCAACGGUCGAUGUCACUCGCAACCUUAAAGCUACCAUGAAGAUAUAAGCUAAUUGGAAUUGACUUUUUACCCGCGCCAUAGGCGGAGGGAUAUUGUUUUGGCGUUGUCCGUACGUCUUUCCGUCCGUCCUUUCGUCCGUCCGGCACUUUUGUGUCCGGAGCCCUAUCUUGGAAGUGCUUUGGCAGAGUUCAAUGAAACUUGGUAUGAGUAUAUAUAUGAAUAAGAGGAUGAUGCACGCCUAAUGGCAUUGUACACCAUCUGUUAAUAACAGAGUUAUGGCCCUUUGUAUCUUGGAAAAAUGCUUUUUUGUGUCCGGAGCUAUAUCUUGGAAGUGCUUUGGCGGAUUUCAAUUAAACUUGGUAUGAGUAUAUAUAACAACAACAACAACAACAUUUAUGGAUAAGAGGAUGAUGCACGCCUAAUGGCAUUGUACACCAUCUGUUAAUAACAGAGUUAUGGCUCUUUGUAUCUUGGAAAAAUGCUUUUUAAUGUCCGGAGCCAUAUCUUAGAAGUGCUUUGGCGGAUUUCAUUGAAACUUGGUAUGAGUAUAUAUAUGGAUAAGAGGAUGAUGCACACCAAAUGGCAUUGUACACCAUUGGAUAAUAAAUGAGUUAUGGCCCUUUGUAUCUUGAAAAAAAUGCUUUUUUGAGUGUCAAAUAUAACACUUUUGGGUCCAGAAGCAUAUUGGCGGGGGAUAUCAAUUCAACGAAUUUGUUUGUUGAAACUAUGUCAUCAUGUUAAUUUGUGUCGUUUGGUAUAUGAUUUUUCAGUUUAAGAUUCAAGAGGGAUAAUUUCAUUACCGCCAUUUUAAUUCAACCAUCCACAUUAAGGCACAACUAAGCUUCCCUUCUGUAGUUUCAGUUUUUGUUUGUUUUAAAUACUCAUGAAUAUAAUACAUGUAUUGAUAAAAAUAACGUAUAAUAUAUUGAAUCAUUUCCCACUUCAAACACACAAUUAUAUCAUGUAUACAUUCAACAGACUUAGAACAACUAUAAA
This is a messenger RNA of Dreissena polymorpha, 2021 nucleotides long. RefSeq lists its product as uncharacterized. The transcript is spliced from 6 exons. Lineage: Eukaryota; Metazoa; Mollusca; Bivalvia; Myida; Dreissenidae. The record is from RefSeq and is a predicted model, not a curated record. Bases 1 to 870 code for a protein of 289 amino acids.